CCAUAGUCAAGUAGUGACAUCUGUUGUUAAGCUAUUGAGAACAAGAGCAGAUCACGAAUUUUUUUGUUUUCAAUGAAUGUGUAGCAUGGUUACAAAUGUUUGCGGCAUGAAUUUUCUCUCCACAUUUUCAACUCCUUUGACCGUUUUAUGAAUUUCAAACAUUAUCCAGUUUUUUUCUUCACCAAUGGAUACCAUUUACGAUUCUAAUCAAAUCACAAAUGUGACAAAUAUUCGAAAUAUAAAUACAUCAUUGAAUGGAAUAAAAAAUACCCUGUAUUUUUCGACACCAUCCAAUUAUUUAUCAGCUAAAUAUGUUUGGAAUAUAAUCGAUUCUCGAUUAGAAGUGUAUAGUUUUGAGCAAAAAUGUAAUAAUCGUUUAGUGGCUUCAUUUGAUUUUGGUCGUAUUUUCAACGAUUCAAACAUAUUGAUCACCAAUGUGAUCCGUUUAGCUGAUCGUUUUGAACUUACAUCACACUUUCGCCAUCCAUAUAAAUUAAUUGUCAUUUUAAGCUUGACAAAUGCUCAAAAUUAUAUCUGUCUAUUGGAUAUUCGUCUUAAUUCAAUCAUAAAUACGAUCGAUUUUCCAUUCAUUAUAACCUGUGCUGAAGUUGUACUCAGUGGUCAGAAAGAUAAUGUAAAUAAUAUGCCAUUAAUCAACGAAUUAUGCUUCAUGAAUGGCUGUUUGGCUAUUGGUUGUGAAGGUGGUUUAGUCUUUUUCAUCGAUCUUAUUCUCGAUUCUUAUUCUCCCGAGCCUCUAAUUCAAAAGAUAUCAAUAAUAACACCAAAUAGUUCUCAUAUGGAUAUGAACAACAAACGUCGAACUGCAAUAUUUCACAAUCAGGUUCUUUGUAUAACAUUGAACAGUGAAGCUAAGAAUAAAGGAAAAUUCAAUUAUAGAGCUGAUGAUGGCACCAUCAUGGCAUCCUAUCUUCAAAACCAAGUUUAUAUUAGUGCUCUUCAUUAUAUACCGCAAUUGUCAUUGAUUUGUGUUGGUUACAAUUUUGGCGGUUUUCAUCUCUAUAAUCUUCAAACAUUCAUUCUUGAAUGCAGUUGCAAUGUUGAUCCGGAUUUAUUGCCUGUAAUCUCGUUUUCAUUUCAAUCACCUGAAAAUGAUCCGAAAAAUUACUCUUAUCUUUGGGUUGUUCGUGGAUUUCCUUAUCGUGUUCCAAAUGUUUUUGGAACACAUUCUCCCGUUGGAAUGUCAUCGGUUUUCAUCUAUUUACUUUGUUAUCAGAAUAGGAAAUAUAUUGAAAAUUAUGGAAUUCUAUAUGAUACGUUCAAGCUAUGUUGUUGCAAAUUUGAAAUGCUCCUCACUUCAAAUUUUUCGGAAAAAAAUACUUUAAAUAAGAAUCAUCAAGCGAAUAGCAGCAGAUUAAUCGACAUGUUCACUAUACAUCAAAUACUACCGGUAUCGAAAACAAUUGAAGAAGAAACGCUGACAAAUCCGAUCGAUUACAACUAUCUCGUUAUAGCAUGGGAAACGUCCACUGGAAAAAAUAAGGAAUCUAACUUUUAUUUUUGCCUAUUCGACCUUAAUCAAUGGUAUAAAUCUCAAAUGCCUAAAAGUUUUUGCAUUGAUCAAAAUGGCCAUUGUCCGUUCAUUUCAUUAUAUUCGAUGAAUACAUUGUCGAAGAUUUUUCAGAAUAAUAUCAUACAAGCCAUCUAUUUGCCAAGUAUUUCAAUUUCAAAAUUUAGUUCAAACAUGUUCUAUUCGGAUAUCCAUUCAUAUCCAGUAUCAAUAUCCUUCAAUUUGACCGUUGCAUCCACUUCACAGCUUUGUAACAUCAGCUAUCAAGGAAUUCAAAAACGUUUAAUAUCUUUCUUGAAUUCUUCAAAUCUUAAAGAUUUAAUGAGUAAUUGUAAUGAUAUCGUUGUAAAAUGUUUUAAAUAUGGUCUGAUUUCUGGUGAAUAUCCAUCGACUGAUGAACUAACAAGCGAAACAAAUUCAAAGCUCUUUGAACUGUUGAACGUUGCAUUGGAAAAUAAUUUGAAUUCUUUAUUAAUUAAUUUUAUUGAAAAAGAUUCCUUAUACACAGACGGCUCAGAUUGGAUGCUUUUACUAGAUUGGAUCUGGACCAAAGUAGAAUCAAUCAAAAGUUCUAUCGACAUUUUUGUUGCCCCACUAUUUGAUUUAUCCGGUACUAAUGUUUCUCGACAUGACAUUGCCAAGUUGUUAUGCUAUGAAAGCCAUCUCGAAACAUUAUCAGUAUUGCUCAAACAAUUGUUGAAAAAUUCCACUAAUGAUUCUAAUCUUGGUUUCGAAAAACUCAAAGCACGCAUUGAAAUUGUUAAUCUGAUUCAAAAUUAUCUAAAAUUCAUAUUAUUCUUCGAAAAUUUUGGCUUUUUACCUGAAUGUCAAGAUUCCGACGAUAGUGUUAAUGAAGAUCGACCAAGGUAUUCAUAUUUGAAAACAUUAGAAUUUUAUUGCAAACGUCGCGAUGAUCUGAUGGCAGUGAACAAAAAUUUUUUCAAAAGUAAACAUAUUCUUCUCAUCGACAUUCUUGUCAAAUAUUUGGAACCACAUAUCGGAUCGAUUUGGAAUUGCAAAGAUCAUAAGAAUCUUUAUCCACCUCAAAAUCUAUCAAUGUUAUGUAAAAUUUUUUUGCUAGAUGAUGUUCCUUCAGUAUGCAAAAAAUCAGUUCUUCUUUAUUUCUUUUACGAUUUAUGCGAUAAUCUUAAUGAACAUGGAAUUGCUCAAAAGCUUUCUGGUUUGAUUUCAACCAUCGAUAUCGAUCAAGGUGUUCAAUAUUUCAUCGAAGGAAUAUGGUUUCUGGACCAUCAACACUAUGAUCGAGCUCUUCAAUUGUUCACACAUCCAAUGGUGUCAACUUCAUUGAGUCAUUUGAAAAUUAACAUAGGAUUGUUUAAUGAUUUGAUGCAACGUAUCAUUGAAUUGUUCUUGUAUGAAAAUCAGUACGAAAAGGCUUUAACAUUGACAAUGAAUUGUAAUCAUCUUAUUCUGGAUCAAGAACAAAACGAAAAUCUAUAUAUUCAGAUUUUAUUGCUCAAUGGAAAUUUAUCCAGUGCAUUCGAAUUUCAACGACAACGACGUGCCAAUUCAAAUUCUUAUCACCUUUUGUACAAGCUAUUUUUCGUCUGCGAAAAAAUGGACACAUUGGUUCAAGUUUGCCGUAUACCUUUAGACAAUUUUGAAGAAGAAGUGUUUAUCGAAUAUCUUCUUAAUUCAAGUCAAUCAACAUCGAAAAUGAUUCUCGUUUUGUACUUUAUUCUAAACAAUAAGCUUGUUGAGGCAAUUAAUAUUGUUAAACAAUUUGAACAGGAAUUCCAUUUGGAAGAAGAUAAUAAAAACAUUAUCGAUUUGAUCGAUGCAUAUGUUACAAUAUUGCCAACAUAUACCCUCGAUUUGGCCAAACAAAUUCUACAGGCAAAUAAUUCGAGCAAAACAAAUGGAACUCAAUCCAAAACUGUUUUAAUCACUAAUCAAUCAAUCACUUUGACUCCUAUUCGAAAAAUAGAAGAAUCUUUGAAAAAGCCACUUUAUUUAUCGCCAGGAUUUUCAAAAUCGAAAAUUCUCAAAACGAAAAAUCAAAAUGCGAUUGGAAAAUUAUUCUCAAUCUUAAGGACACCGGAUAUGAAACGUAAACUAAUCGAUAGUGUCAACAAUAGUUGUCGAUCUGAUUUAGCUGCGUCAAAAAAACCUAUUUUGAAACUGGCUAGUGAUUUAAGUAUCGAUACCGAUACUGGACAUAGUAAAUUGAAAGUAUCAUUUCUCAACGAAAUCGAUUCUUCUAAUGGCGAAAUUUCAAACAAUAAACUGACCACCAAUGAAUUAGAACCAAUGGAAUCGAAUUCUAGCUCUAGUAGUAGUAAUACAAUUAAAACUAUUGAAGAAAUAACACUUUCAACACCAUCAGCUCGAAGAUCCAAAAUGAUUCGAAAACAAACCGUAGCUAUGGAUUCCCCUACACAUCGUAUGACAUUACGAAGUAAUCGAAAAAAUUAAUAAAAAUGAAUCAUUUUACCACAUAAAAUGACAAUGAAUGUUUAUAUU
This is a messenger RNA of Dermatophagoides farinae (American house dust mite), 4012 nucleotides long. Lineage: Eukaryota; Metazoa; Arthropoda; Arachnida; Sarcoptiformes; Pyroglyphidae. The record is from RefSeq and is a predicted model, not a curated record.